AUGGCAGCCGUGGGCCUGGUUCAGAUUAUUCGGGACCUGACUCGGGACAGCGGCCUCACCCCGGACUUGAUUGGGCUGGUCAACUGGACAGGGGGGUAUCUCACCAGCGAGUGCUAUGGGGAUGGUGUCAGUGUCCUGGGGAGCUCGCUGGGAAAGAAACAGGCCGCGAGACCCCUCCCUCUGGCUCGUCGGCGGCCUGCCCGAGCCGUGACCCUCCUGCUUCUAACCCCGCACCCCAGGGGCGCCGUUGCCGUGCAGGACCGAGGGGCGCGUCCCGCUGCGCUCCCCUUGCCCGGGACGGCGCUGCCGCCGUUCCCCCGGCGAAGCGGCGGCCCGGGAGCCCCGCAUCCCGGCGCCGGCCACCCGCGGCCCCUCGAGAGGGCGGGACAGAUGCUGCGCCCGCCCACUCGCCCUGGCCAAUGGCUUUCCUUCCCUCCCGGCGCCCCGCGCGUGCAGGGGGCGGUGCCGCGCAGGCGUGCGAGGGCGCGGCGGCACUCUUCCGGGCCGGCGGGCGACGCGGCACCGGCGAUGGAGGCGCCGGGCGCGGGCGCGGGGCGCGACCCGAGCCGACAGGAGCUGCUGGAGACGGUGGCGGCGCAGGAGGAGCAGCUGCGCGAGUACCGGGCGCGCCUGCGGGACCUCGUGCACGCGCACAAGGGGCUGCUGGCGGAGCGCGCGGCGCUGGAGGCCGGCCUGGGCGCGCUGGCGGCGGCGGCGGCGGCGGAGGGGGAGGCGGCGGUGGCGGCGGCGGCGGCGGCGGCGGCGGGCGGCCCCGAGGCGCGGCUGGGCGCGGCGCUGGCCACGCUGGCGCGGGAGAAGGCGCGGCUGGAGGCCUGCUGCCAGGCGGAGCGGCGCGGCGCGCGGGCCGAGCGGGCGCGGCUGGAGGACGAGGCGCGGGAGGCGCGGGCCCGCCUGGCGGCGCAGCAGCACGACCGCGCGCAGGAGCAGGCCGACCACGCCGACAUGCUGCGCGAGCUCCAGCGGCUGCUGCAGGACGAGCGGGCGCGGCGGCGGGAGGCGGAGCUGGGCCUGGAGGAGGCGCGCCGGGCGGAGCCGCGGCCGCAGGAGCUGCAGGCCGAGCUGGACCACCUCCGCAGCCACUUCCAGGCGCAGCUGCUGCAGGAGGCCGGCAAGGCCGCCGAAGCUGACGAGCACAUCCGGAUGGGGGAGCGGCGUGUGGCCGCCUUGGAGGCCCAGAUUUCGGAGAUGUCAGAGCUGCUGGGCACCUACGAGAAGGCCAAACAGAAGGAUCUCGCCAUCAUCCAGAAGCUGAAGGACCGCAUCGUCCAGCUGGACCUCGAGAACAAGACCCUGGCUGUCGCUGCCACUGGCAAUGCUGCCAUGGACCUUGUCCUCGAGGAGAGCCGUGACAUUAAUGUGCUGAGAGACAAGAUGGAGACGCUGACACAGCUUGCACGAGCAGCCGCCGAGCAUGGCCCAUCUUCCACCAGGGAUGUCGAGGCUCUGUGCCCAGCGGAGCCCCCUAAGGGAGUGGAGUCUGGCGACGGCGAGAAGGCAACCGUAGCGUAUUAUCAGCAGGAACUCAAGCAGCUGAAGGAGGAGUUCGAGCGGUACAAGGUGCGGGCGCAGGUGGUCCUCAAAAACAAGUCGGCCAAGGACGGCAACCUGUCCAAGGAGCUGGCGGACAGCCAGGAGCAGUUGGCAGAGCUGAAGGAGAAGUAUGUUUCUCUCCGGCUCUCCUGCGAAGAGGAGGCCAGGCAGCACCGCGAGCAGCUGGAGGUCAGGAGGCGAGAGGUGGCCCUCCUUCAGCAGCUCCACCGCCAGGAGCUGGAGCGAUGCCUCCUGGACAGCCAGGAGAAGGCCCUCAGGCUGGAGGAAGAGAUGCGCAAGCAGCGCGACCGGGCCCUGGCCGUUGUGGCAGAGAAGGACCAGGAGCUGCAGCAGCUGAGGGCCCUGGCCAUGCCCUAUGGGCUGCAGGGAGCCAAGGCUGCUGCAGAGCUGGGUCCCAGCGGCAGCGGUAAUGGCAGUGCCCACAGCAGCAAUGGUGUGGGAGACAAUUCUUUGGAGCACCUCACCCAGACACUGCUGCUCCCUGCCCCCAUCGAGCCCCCCUUCCUGCUGUACACCGAGCAGCUGGCUCGGAAGGAGGCGGAGAUCACGGCCUUGAAGAAGCAGAAGCACAGGUUGGAGAUGGAGGUCCACCGGUUCCAAGAGAAACUGCUGGAAGAAGGAGAGAAGCACAAAGAGGAGAUGUCUCUUCUCCAGGGCCACGUUCAGAAGACCUUCCGGGACCAGAGCAGGGAGGGAGCCAACUUGGAGUAUCUCAAGAACAUUUUCUACAGGUUCCUGACUCUGACAGACUUGCUGGGACGCCAGCAAACCCUAACAGCCAUAUUGACUAUUUUGCAUUUUAGCCCAGAAGAGAGACAGGCCGUCCUGAGCCGUGUGGGCGGAGGCAGCAGCUGGUGGCUUUCGGGGAAGAGAUGAAGUCCACCCUGCUUUCCUGGGUGUGGGAGGAGCUGGGUUCAAAACGAGGCUGGCUGCCUGCCCUGGCGCUGAAUGAAGUGGUAGCCGUUCCUUGCCGUUUGGCAGGGAGACCCCAGGACCAGCCACAGCCCCCAUUUCAGACUUCAUGCUGUGUGAAGUGCCUCCCUGGGGCUGGGUUCUCUGCUGCAGAGAUUCAGUUUGGGAUCUUCAUUCCUUUUAAAGGGUUCAGUUUGGGAGUCUGGUCAGUGUUUGUUCCUAUUCCAGUAUUUGUGCUGGUUGUUUUUUUUUUUUUUUUUGCCAAAUAUGGGCUGGGGAAAUCCUUUGGACUCCCAAGCCAGCAGCUGAGCUUGAGGCUAGCAAAUAAAGCAUCAGCAAUUGAA
Molecule: messenger RNA, 2828 nt
Organism: Candoia aspera
Lineage: Eukaryota; Metazoa; Chordata; Lepidosauria; Squamata; Candoiidae
Gene: GCC1
Product: GRIP and coiled-coil domain containing 1
Exons: 4
Coding region: 1-2448 (815 amino acids)
Cellular component (GO): Golgi apparatus
Source: RefSeq, a predicted model, not a curated record